Molecule: messenger RNA, 1381 nt
Organism: Malus domestica (apple)
Lineage: Eukaryota; Viridiplantae; Streptophyta; Magnoliopsida; Rosales; Rosaceae
Product: WRKY DNA-binding transcription factor 70-like
Biological process (GO): regulation of DNA-templated transcription
Molecular function (GO): sequence-specific DNA binding; DNA-binding transcription factor activity
Source: RefSeq, a predicted model, not a curated record
GGUUAAUAAGAACCGUAUGAUUUAAUUUUCGAGGUCUAGAUUUCGUGGUAUAUGGGCUCUGCAUGGUGAGAUUCGGAGAGGAUCCCAACUUGUAACAUGAGGACCUCCUCUUGACGGAUAUAAAAGGAUACCUCCCAUCUAUCGCUUUGGCUGCAGCUAAGCACGCACCAGAAACUCUCCAACAUAUAUAUAAACAGGAGCUGAUCCAAAUAGGUAGAGAGCGAUGGAGAGUGUGCUACCGAAUAGGGAGAGAGCGAUGGAGGAGUUGAUCCAAGGGCGUGAACUGGCAAGUCAACUUAGUCGGAUUUUUGAAAAUAGGUCAUUUCUUGUUGAUGGUGCUGAGGGGGGAUCGGCUGAAGGUAUUGUUAAUAAGAUUUUGGGGUCAUUUGUGAAUACCCUUUUGAUUAUAAAUGGGAAGGAGUCUGAUCAAGAGUUUGUUUCUGAUCAAAUUCAAGGGAAUGGUAGUGGUGGUAGUGGCAGUGGUGUUAGUGACGGUGGUAGUGGUGGUAGUGGUGAUGGUGGCGGUGCAGAUUCAUCAUCUUGGGAUGCUAAUCAUGUUCAUGCGGCGCCUGCUAUUACGUCUGAAGAUUAUACUGAGGAGCAGAUCAGUUGUAAGAGCACUUCAACCUUCAAGGAUCGUAGAGGUUCUUACAAGAGAAGAAAGACUUUACAAAACUCUUGGACUAGAGACACUCCUACUUUGACUUACGAUGGUCAUGAAUGGAGAAAGUACGGACAGAAAUUUAUUCGUAGUGCCAAGCAUUCAAGAAACUACUUCAGAUGCACUCACAAAUUCGAGUGCAAAGCAACCAAACAUGUGCAACAAAUUCAAGAUCAUCCACCACUGUUUCGAACCACAUAUUUUGGGAAUCACACCUGCAAAGACUACCUUAACGCUUCGGAAUUGGUCUUGAAUUCCGCAAGUCCUAGAGAUUCUUCAAAGUUCAUUUGUUUUGACAACGCCAACUGUUUGACAAACAAAGAAGAGCACCCUUUUUUCUCAUCCUUUAAAGAAGAUAUGCCAACAACUGAUCAUAUGGUGAAAAGUGACCACAACCAUUCAUCACCGUGUGAUCAUCUUGUGUCGAAUGAUCUGACGGCGUUUGAGUCUUCUGGUCUCAUGAGCGGGUUCUCAUCAAGCAUCGAUCAGUAUGAUUACGACGAGGAGUUUUCAAGGAUUGUCGAGUCUUACUUCGAGAAUGAAGUUUCGCAAUACGGAUUUUGAAUUUUAAAUUGGAUUUAGGAAAAUCAUAUGUAUGUUCAGUUUCUUUGAAGAAACUUGUUGCUUUCUCAGGGUAUAAAAAUCAUGUAAACACUGUUAUUUUCGGAAAAAAAAUAAAAGGAGAAAAAGGAGCAACCUUGUUCUCUGUCUUCUUGUUAA